GGCACCCUGGGCGGAUGCCCAGAGACUCCGCCUUCCCAGGAGGCCCUGCGACGGGGAGCGAAGAUGGCGGCGGAGGCUGCAGCCCGACAGCCCUAAAGCAGCAGUUAUGGAGCCUCCCCCGGUGCCGGGGCCGGAGCGGCUCUUUGAUUCGCACCGGCUCCCGGGUGACGGCUUCCUACUCUUCGCGCUGCUGCUCUACGCUCCAGUAGGGUUCUGCCUUCUCGUCCUGCGCCUCUUUCUUGGGAUCCACGUCUUCCUGGUCAGCUGCGCGCUACCGGACAGCGUUCUUCGCAGGUUCGUGGUGCGGACCAUGUGUGCAGUGCUGGGACUCGUGGCCCGGCAGGAGGACUCUGGACUCCGGGAUCACCGCGUCAGGGUCCUCAUUUCCAACCACGUGACACCUUUCGACCACAACAUAGUCAAUCUGCUCACCAGCUGUAGCACCGUGAGUUGGGGACGAAGUCGAGAGCGCCGCGGGGUGGUUCCCGGGGCACAGCUCAAGGCUCCCUUCUCCACGUCCAGGUUUCCUCUGGGGACUCAAGAUACCGACCCUUACCCCAGACCCCGCCUUUCUACAACAUAUGUCAAUUUUUCUCCCUUCACAACAUUCUUUUCUUCUUUCUCUCCUCCCCCAUCCCAGCCUCUACUCAAUAGUCCGCCCAGCUUCGUGUGCUGGUCUCGGGGCUUCAUGGAGAUGGAUGGGCGGGAGGAGUUGGUGGAGUCACUCAAGAGAUUCUGUGCUUCCACGAGGCUUCCCCCUACCCCUCUGCUGCUGUUCCCCGAAGAAGAGGCCACCAAUGGCCGGGAGGGGCUCCUGCGCUUCAGUUCCUGGCCAUUUUCUAUCCAGGAUGUGGUACAGCCUCUUACCCUGCGAGUCCAGAGACCCCUAGUCUCUGUGACGGUGUCAGAUGCCUCCUGGGUCUCAGAACUGCUGUGGUCACUUUUCGUCCCUUUCACGAUGUAUCAAGUAAGGUGGCUCCGUCCUGUUCAUCGCCAGCUGGGGGAGGGGAAUGAGGAGUUUGCCCUCCGUGUACAACAGUUGGUGGCCAAAGAAUUGGGCCAGACAGGGACACGACUCACUCCAGCAGACAAAGCAGAGCACAUGAAGCGACAGAGACACCCCAGGUUGCGUCCCCAGUCAGCCCAGUCUUCUUUCCCUCCCUCCCCCGGCCCUUCUCCUGAUGUGCAGCUGGCAGCUCUGGCUCAGAGAGUCAAGGAGGUUUUACCCCACGUGCCACUGGGCGUCAUCCAGAGAGACCUGGCCAGGACUGGCUGUGUAGACUUGACCAUCACUAAUUUGCUUGAGGGGGCCGUAGCUUUCAUGCCUGAAGACGUCACUGAGGAGACCCAGUCCCUUCCCACAGCCUCCACCCCCAAGUUCCCCAGCUCUGGCCCAGCGACCCCUCAGCCCACAGCCCUAACAUUUGCCAAGUCCUCCUGGGCCCGGCAGGAGAGUCUACAAGAGCGCAAGCAGGCGCUGUAUGAGUACGCGAGAAGGAGAUUCACAGAGAGGCAGGCCCAGGAGGCUGACUGAGUACAGGAUGGCACCCAGAGCCGCAGGACGGAGACUGGGGGCAGCCCUCACCCAACUCACAACAGGCCGGAUGGGUGGGUGGUAAAAAGGGAGGCAUGGGGCUCCCCCCAAUAUCACAUUAAAUUCAGGGUUUUCACUCAA
Messenger RNA from Camelus dromedarius (Arabian camel), 1675 nucleotides. RefSeq names its product AUP1 lipid droplet regulating VLDL assembly factor (gene AUP1). Gene Ontology annotation, molecular function: ubiquitin binding. Gene Ontology annotation, cellular component: endoplasmic reticulum membrane. The record is from RefSeq and is a predicted model, not a curated record. The transcript has 11 exons. NCBI's taxonomy places the organism in Eukaryota, Metazoa, Chordata, Mammalia, Artiodactyla, Camelidae. The coding region runs from base 107 to 1534 and encodes 475 amino acids.